AUGCCUAUAUUGAAUUCUGAUCUUAAUUCAAUUACGAAAACUUUAUUCGAACUGAAUAAUCAUUUGAAUCAAAUAUUGGCAGAAAAUAAACAAGAAAUCAAUGAUGAGAACGAAGAAUUAUAUUUAGGGCAUAUCAAAGAAACGAUUUGCACUAAUCUUGUAUCUUUAAAUAACGAACUCAAUUCAUUACAAUUGAACGAUAUAGAUGAUCAAUCAAUACCAACUUUUCGUUCCACAUUAGAUCAAUUAAAAUCUCUUGUAGAUAAAAUCCAAUCAAUUACAACAGAUGAUAAUAUUAUUUUAGCUCCACACUUUUCUAGUUAUGCAGAACAAUUAAACAGACAAUCGAGCGCAGUUCCUGAAACACAUGAACAUUUACAAAGUAGUCCUCCAAUUUUUCGUGUUGAUCAAUGUUUUUUUGGAAGAAAAUUAAAUUUAAACAACGAAAUUGAAAUUCAUAGCCAAUCGAGUUUCAAGAUACAACUUUCCGAAAAUUUACAAUUUUUAAACAAAAAACUUGAUCGACUAGAAACUAUUUAUUAUAAACGACAUCAACGCAAACUUCAUGAACUUUUUAUCAAAAUACAAUCUAAAUACGAACAUGAUCGGGAAAGAUGUAAACAACGAAUAACGUUUCAAUGUGCAUUAAAACAAUAUUCUAAAAAUUGGUUGAAUUUCUAUGAACCAAGCCAACAAUCCAAAAAAGAAUUAACAAAACAACUAAGAACUUCAUAUCGUCAAAAUUUUAGAAAUGAUCUCCAAUUUAGACAUUUUUUUCAUAUGUUUUUAUGUCAAUUUCGAAAGGAUUUAUUUCAAAUGGUGUUAAAUGAAUCGAAAGAUUAUCUUCCACGAUCAAAUACUCUCAUUAAUUGUUUGGAAGAUGAUGAAUAUUAUAAUUUAUAUAGCGAUGAAGAACAAUUAACAUUAAUCUAUCAAUUUGUACGUGAAACUUUUUAUGCCAAGUGUCUAGAGGAACUUUACAAUGUUGUUCCAAUAAAAACACCAUAUUUCAAAUUAUUCUUUACCUAUAUCGACAAUACAGAUCAUGCAAGUAAUUAUGUGAAUCUAUUAAAAGAAUCUUAUUUAGUAUAUGUAAGAGAUUCUAUAUUACCCUUAACUGAACAGAAUCGAGAAUCAAUCGAAUCAAACAAAACAAUUCAGUCUAUAUAUGAUCAACUGAAACUCUUUAAUGAAGAUAGUUUCAAAAUUAUUCAUGAUUCGGAAAGACUUAUCAAAACCUGUUUUAUUCGGCAAUUUAAAGGAAAGACUUGGAACGAAAAACUCAUAUGUGAUCAGUGUAAAUUAAACGAUCAAAAUACCACAAAUUCAAAUGAAGAUUUUGAAUCCGAAGACUGUCUUAUAAGUAUUGGCGGCUUAGUUGAAAAAAGUGAAAGUUUAUUUGAACAAAGUAAAACUUACAAAGAGAAAAAGCCUAGUUUAAAACUUUAUCUCAAAAAAUCUAUGGACUUACUUAAUGAAUCUAUGUCAAUCGAUGAAUUUAUUAUUAAGUCCCAUAACAGUACUCCUGAUGAUAUUCGUCAAGCAACAAUUCAAUUAAGUAAUAAAUUCCAAUUUCGAGCAUUGAUUUAUCUUGAUAUGGCAAAAAUGUUUAAUUUUUGUUAUUUUGAAAAAUUCAAUUGUUUCAAUCAAUCCAAACACGAUUUCAUUCAAUAUGAAAAUCAAACUGAAAAUCAAAAAAACGUUCAAUUUCAUAAAAAUAAUUUCAUAAAUUUAUUUAAAAAAGCAUUUGCAACAGAUAAUACUUCUUCCAUGAAAUCCUAUGAUGAUAUCCUACAAAUUAAUCCAUAUUUCUUUGAAGCACAAUAUCAAAAAUUAUUAAAAUUCUAUGAGUUAAAUAAUUGUGAAAAAGGCUUUCAUUUACAUAAAACUUUUAGUAAACUAACGGAAGCCAUUAGACCAAUACAAGAUUUAUUUGAAAUUCUUAUUCAUUUACAGCGAUGUGUUGCUGAAAAGAAAAAUGACAAAUCAUCAAUAUUCUGUAAUAAAAUACUGGAAGUCAAAGUUACUAAUAAUCAAAACAAAUCGUUAUACUUACAUUUCAGUAUAAUAGAAAAUGAAUACCAAAUUAAGUUUAAUGAUCAAGAACAAUUAAUUAAUCUAUUAAAAUAUGGCCAACAAAGUAUAAUCAAAAUCAAGAACAAUUCAACGAAAUCAUCAACACUUAAAUAUCAUUUAUCAAACUUUGAUUUCAAACAAUUAUUAAGAAGUUUAUUGGACAAGAUUACCAACCAAGAAUCAAAUUUUUUGAAAUUAAUUCAAUUAUUCAAAAAAUUAGAAUCAGUUAAUGAAAAAGAAUAUAAAAAGUUAGAUGAAAAUUUUCAAAAAUUAUUACCAGAAACAAGAUUUAAUUUAAUUCAAUGUAAAGCAGAUUCUGAUCAUUUUCAAUCUGUUUGCGAAAUAUCAAGAUCAGUCAAAGAAUUCCGGACGUUUUUAAAUCUUGAAAAAUCUCGAUUCAAUCAAAUCAAUAGAAGAAUUCUUCAAUUAAAAUUUCAACGAGCAAAUAUCUAUCGAAAGAAUCAUUACUUUUAUCUUGAAAUAUUAGAAUUGUUAGAUAUUUUAAAAUAUCAAAAAACGAAUGCUGAUUAUAAUCCAGUGAUUUAUUAUCGAUUAUCAUAUUUAUAUCGAUGGAAGGGUAAUCUACAAAUAUCUAUUCAUUACAUUAAUUUAGCAAGUAAGAAAUAUAAUGAAAAGAUUAAUAAGAAAAUUUUUCGAAAAGUCGAAAAAUUCAAAUCAAAUUUAUUGAAAUUAGAAAAUAUUAAAAAUAAUGAAGUAGCGUUUAUUGAUAAAAACAAAAUGCGUUUAUCCCAUAUAUUCAAUUUAAUAACAAAAUCUCAUUUUAAAUUACAUCAAUUUGAAACACUUGGAUUUUACCUAUUUAAAGAUACAUCAGCAAAUGCAUUACUCAAUUGUUUAUUCUAUCAUUUAAUCGAAGAAGAUGACGUUGAAGAAUAUUUAAAAUGGCACGAUAAUACUCUGACAAAAACCUAUCGUGAAUUACAAGAAGAAUCCGUGUCCGAAGGGAAAUUUAUUAACAAAUUCAAUGAAAAAUUUAAAACAAAUUUCAAAUGUUUCUUUGUAGAGGACGGAAUUGAUAAUCGUAUGUUUAGUUAUACAAAUAUUCAAGUUCCCAUAGUUUUGGUAAAAACUACCAAUUCUUAUACAACAAUCAAAGAAGUGAAUUAUUUUAUGUUCUUAACUGUUUUAUUAACAACUUAUGAUGCUAAAGCUGAUUUAAAAACAGUUUGUUCAAAAUUUUUAGACAAUGAAAUAAGUAAAAAUAUUCUUUCGAAUACCAAUGAAAAUAAGAAUAUUGAAAUAUUUAUUGAAUCAAUGAUUGCAAGUAAAAGUCUGAAGAUUUUUAAUGAAGAAGUUAUUUAUUAUUUAAAAUUCGAUGAUUACAACCCAGAUUUUUUUCAUUUUUGGUCAUUAAUUGCAAAUCUUGAUGAUAACAUUGAUUUAACUGAUGCAUUAAAUGAUUUUAAAGAAUUAUUUAUUGAAUCGAUUGAAGAAUAUAGAGAAGAAAAAGAAGAAGAACAUAAAUCAGCAUUACAACUAAUUGAUGAUAUGAUUGAACAAAAUGCUAAGACAGAAAAAAAUUGGAAUUUACUCAAUAAAUUAAAAAAAGAAAUAAUUCAAAGCUUAAGUGAGUAUGAAAAAGUUUCACCAAAAUUCGAAAAAAGGAAAAAAUUAGAUGAUAUUAUAUCAUCAGAGGAUGGAAUCGAUAAGAAAUUUAGACAAAUAAUAUCACAAGAUUGUUUUAGUAUUGACUUAAAAUUUGGUAAUCUAGAUGAAGAACAAUAUUUUUAUCAAUAUUUAAAAACAAGUGAUGAAAAUCAAAUUCCAUUUCAACUUCUUCAAAUUAUUCAUGAUUCAUUAUUAGAACCAAAAAUAAAUAUCAAUAGUUCAGAAAUAAUCAUGAAAAAUUACAAUAUUUUCUUGAGUGAUAUCAUUGAAAAUGUACAAACCAAAAUAAAAAAAAAAGAUUUCAAUAUUCAAACAGUUAUAUUUUAUGGUACAAAUGUCUUUAUGAAUCUUUCAUUGAACGAUGAAUGUUGGCGUGGAAUUAAUUUAAUUAUUGGUUCGGAUAUAAUUGAUUUUAUUAAAGAUGAAUCAAAUACGAAAAUUACAAUAGAUCUAACAGGAAAGAACGGUGCCGAUGGUAAAAAUGCUAAAGAACAGCUACAUGCAAAACGAGAAAGUGAAGAUGGAUUAGAUGGUUUACCUGGUGAAAAUGGUGAAUCUGGAGGAAAUGGUGGGAAUAUUUAUUUCAUCGCCGAGAAACAAUUUAAAGGACAAAAUAAUAUAGAAAAACUAAUCACAUCCGGAGGUAAUGGUGGUAAGGGUGGUAAUGGUGGAAAUGGGGGUAAUGGACAAAACGGAAAGGAUGGUCAAGAUGCUACUGGAGCUAAUUCUAUAGGUUAUUUUAAGUAUGGUUAUUGUUUCACACAAGGUGGAAAAGGUACACCAGGGGGAGAUGGUGGCAAAGGAGGCGAUGCUGGUUUAGGCGGAUUUGGUGGGCAUGCUGGUACUGUUCAUAUUGAAGAAAAUCAAAAUUCAAUUAUUUCUACAUUUUCAAAGCUAAUUGAAUCACUUGAUAAAUCCAAUGAAAAUGGAAAAGAUGGGUUACCUGGUCAAGGCGGAAAAGGUGGCAAUGGAGGAUCCGAUGGAAAUGAUCUUGUCUGGCAUAGACCUAAAGGUUUCUCGAAAGAUAAGGCUUAUACAGGGUAUAUAGAAAAAGUAGAAAUUACUAAAAAUACAUUUUUCCGGUUUGAUCUUAACGUUAUAUAUAAAGAAAGGCCGAAGAAAUCAGAUGGAAUUGAAAAAGGUCAAGGAAAAACCGCCGAUAUACAACUAAAUACUGGAAAAGUCCGUCAAAAAAGUGAAAAUAAAGAAAAAUCUAAUGAACAACAGAUUAAAAAUCAAUUAAAUGAAGUUGUUAAUAAUAAUGAUGAACGAACAAAUAAUAUUUCCAACAAUGUAGCAAAUUCUAUAAAUUUAUUAAAAGAUAAAAAAAAUGAAAUGUUAGAUGAACGUGAAACACAUGUCAAAACACAUCAAUUAUCAGAUUCAUUACUUGCAAAUGCCUAUACAAUUGCUCAACAAUCAUUAGCAUUGAAUGCAACAAUAACGAAAUCCAAAACAGAAAAUAAUAUUCUGAAAACAUCAGAUACUAAUAAUAAUCAAGACAAUAAAUUAGCAAGUCAAUUAAAAUUAUCUAUUGAUACAGAUUCUCAACAAAGUGUUCAAUUUCAAAUACAUGAUGCAAUCGUUCAAAAAUUAGAACAUUACAAAUCGAAAAAACUUGUUCUCAAAAGUGAAUUAGGCAAGAAGAUUAAACAAACAGAUGAAGCAAUCUUAUCAUUAAAACAUAAAGGAAAACAUGUUCUAUUUAAAAUUGACAUUGAUAGUUCGAAAAACUCAUUUCUUAUUGAUCAAAAUGAAAGAAAUCAAAUCAAUUUAUCACGUUUGGAUGGAAGUCUAUUAACUACAACGGAUGAUUUAUUUUUUAAUGAAGACUUUUCUUUAUUGACAAAAACUUAUGAAAGUGUUUGCUACAACCGAAUUAGUAAACGACAUGAGCCAUUUGUAUUAAAACAAUAUUUUCAUGAUUUAGACAAAUUAAAACAAGAAAGAAAGGCAUUUAUACGAGCAAGAAAUAAACUUGAUCAACUGGAUAUUGAUGUAUUCAUAAAUGAAAUCUGUUUAGAAUAUGGAAAUAAAGAUUUAAUCAAAUAUAAACUGACAAAAUUCGAUGAAAUCGUUGAUUUUGAUUCGUUCAAUAUAGAUAAUUUUAUCAAACAAAAUGAUUUUCCAAUCGAUGAAAAAAUCAUGUAUCAAAAUUAUUUAACUAAUCUCUUUUCAAAUCAACCAAAUAAUCCUAAAACUAUUGAAGAAAUCUCCCAAAUCUUAAUCGAAUCAAAAAUAUCAAUAAAACGAAUAAAAGAAAGUAAGAAAUUUCUCUUUUUAUUAUUUGAUGUACUAAAAGGCAAGAACAAAUUCAAAGAAUUUAAAUUAAUUCAAUGUACGCCGAUAUAUCAUUCCAAAGAACCAAUCGAUGUUUAUAUUAUUGAACAAUUAAUAUAUCAAUUUCUUCAAAUCAAUGAUAAAAAUCUUGAAUUAUUAGCAAGAAUAUUCAAUUGUUUUAGAAAAAUAAUUGAAAAAGGAGAACAUCAGAUUCUUUGUGAAAAAAAGAUUAAGAAUUUUCUACAAUUUAUAACAGAACAUUUGUUAGUUAUUGGUAUUGAUUCGAGUCAAGGUUCAUUAUUAUAUAAAAUGAAAAGAGAUUUAAAUUUUAUUCAAAUUCAUUGUUCAUCAAAGUUAUUUUAUGACUUAUUUAAUGGAUUAGAAUUAACAAUUUUAAUACGAGAACAGCAAUUUGAAAAAUUAAAAAAGUAUACUGAUCAAAUUGAAAUGUAUUUUCAAGAAAAACAGACUAAUGAUAUUGAUCAAGAUAUCAAAAUCGUUAAUCAUAUUAAAAAAGAUAGAAAAUUCGAUAUUCAUCAAUUAUUUCAACAACAUAUUACGUCAACCGAUGUUGAUUUUAACGGCAAUACAAAUAUCAGAACAUUUAUUGAUAAUUUAUAUUUACCUGAUGAAUUCAAAUCAAAAAUCAAAAUUAUUUUUACAAAUUUUUAUAAUUAUUUAAAAAAUAUUGAAGAAUAUAAAUACGAUUGUUUACGAUUACAAAAACUUUCAGAAAUCAAUCAAAAUCAAACUUCAACUGAAAUCAUCAAUUUGUCUGAAAGUGAUUAUAACAAAAAUAUUGGUUAUAUUUAUUUGUUAUCAAGACAAUUAAAUAGUGAAGAUAAAAUACAAAUUAAAAAUGGAAAUAAAAUUAUUAUUCAGAAAAAGAAUGAAAAUCAAUUUAGGAUUUAUUUCCGAGAUAAUCAAACUUUUGAAUUUCAAAAACAUUCAUUAGAUGAAGAAAGUUUAAUUGAAAUAUUGAACAAACUGAAUUUUGGCAAGGAAGAAAUGAUAUUAUUAAAAGAAAAUGAAAAUCAUACUAUCUACCAAAGUGUUUAUAAAAAAAUUGUAUCCGAAAAUGGUUUCACAAAAUAUUCUAUCGAGCAAAUCGAAUCUUUUACUAGAUUAAAGGAAAUUGUUUAUGAAAAAUUAUCUGUAUUAAAAGAUGAACUAGAUUCAAAGAUUUAUAAAUGUAUUGUUGAUGAAAUCAAACUUGUAUUUCAUUCAGAAUCACCGGAUAUAUGGCUAUGCAGAAUACAUUUUAUCUUCAAUAAUAUUGAUGUUAUUACAAAUCUUGAAAAUAAAUUCAAAUUAUCGACGUCAACCGAAUUCAAAAAAUCGGAUUUAAAAGAUUUAUUGAACAAUUUAACUCUAAAGGAUAAUGCGAAACAUUUUUUGGAAGAUGACGAAGAUGAUAGGAGAAUCAUUUUCUAUAAAUUCUUGUCGAUAUUUGAUCGUUUAUUAAUUCAAAUAGCAAAAAAAGAGUUGGACAUUCCAGUCAAAGUUCAAUUUGAUGCAACCGCUGAUAUCUUAUCUGAAAAAUAUCAACAGAAAGAUGACUUACGAAAUACUAUUUUAUACGAAGUUAUCGUGAAAAACAAUCAAAUCUUGAAACAAUAUUAUCCCAAUGAAAUCUUAAUCAUAUAUGAAAAAAUCAGGACACAAAUUUCAAAUUCUGUCAAUUUCUCAUGCUCAGAUUUAGAUACAAAGGAAUUGGCAGAAAAUAUUCAAACUCAUUUUAAAUAUGUGAUUGAUAAUGGUUAUUUGAGUUUGUCUGAUUACAUUGAUAAAAUUUAUGUAACAUCAUCGCAUAGAUUAAAUACUUCAAUGAAAUAUAAAAUAUAUUCAAACUUGAUGGAGAUAAUCGAUAAUUUUUAUAAGCAAACUGUUCCCGAUUCCCAAAUGGAAGCAUUCAUUGAAAAAUCUACUUUAUUUUUUAAACAUCUUCAAAAACAAUGUCUGAUAUUGAUAAGUGGACUCGAUAACAUAAAUCAUCCAAGUCAAACUGAAAUUAAAGAUAUUUUGGCUGAAUUAAAAACUAAGAAUACAACUUUCGAGAAAUGUUCAUUAAGAAUUUUACCAAGAGACCGUCUAGACACAACGGAUCAAAAUCAAAUAAUUCUAAGUAAAAUUAGUGAACAGGAAUAUCAAAUUGUUUAUCGUCGUUUACAAGAUAAUAAAACUAAUUCUUUUAUUUUCAAACAAGACGAAAAUGAAAAAUUAUUUGAAUUAUUCAAUUGUUUAAACAACGAUGAUUUAAUUGAAGAACAAAUGGAAUUACAAAAAUAUGAAGAACUUUAUUCUAUAAUUAAAACAAACAAUGGAUCAAUCUAUAAAAAUGUCUUUUUUGACGAAAAAAUCUUUAUUGAAAUUUUUAUUAAUUGUAUUAUGAAAAAUAGAGCAAGUCUUUCAGUCGAAAUAUUUCGAGAUUAUAUGAAUAGUUUCGAAAUAAUUCUCAAAAAUUCGACUAUCAACUGCGAUAUUUUACUUUCAUUGAAUGAAUCAUUUCGAAAUUUAACCAAGAAUGAACCAAACGAAGAAUACAUUCAAAUAUUCAAUCAAUUAAUCAAUGAAAAAAAUAAAGAUUUAAUGAUAAAUAUCGAAACAAAAUUUGAAGAUAUGUAUAUUAAUAUCAAACGCAAGAAUCGUAUCUUGAAUAUUACAUUUAAUUAUUUAACAAAAUGUUUAAAAGAAAAAACUAUUGAAUCUAUUUCAUUUGAAAAAAAUCAAUUACUUAAUAUUACACUAUCAAUAAAAAGUAUUUUUCAGGCACAUCAAUUAAAGCUUUCAGAUAUUUUACAAUGCUGUGAAGAAUUAAAUCGAGCAUUGACAUUUACACCUUACAAUUGUCUCGAAAUGUACAAAAAACAGUCGGAUUGUCUUAAAUUAAAAAUUCGAUUAUUUAUUGAAAAGAUCGAUUUUCCACAAGACUGUAAAUUAAAAACUCAUUUUGAUGAAUUUAACAAUAAAUUACAAGAAACAGAAUUUAUCAAUAAUCAAUCAAUAUUCAAGUUACUCGACGUUGUGUUGCUGAACAGUAAAUCGAUUGAAUCAGAAAACUAUCAAUCUAUUAUGAAGAAAAUUCUUUUAAAUUUCGAGAUGACCGCUGAUCCAUAUGAUUGGGAUAUGUUAGAAAAGAUUGAAACGACAAUAACAAAAGUUGAAAAAAUUGAUUCAAUUCAAAUCAGUUUUCGAAAGUUUAUCCUGGAAACAGUAAAGACAAAAUUGAAUUUGAAAUAUAAAGAAGAAAUGAAUAAAUAUGAACAAAGGAAGAAAAGUUUGAAUAACUCAAUACAAGAAAUUAUCAAAUUAUUUUGGUCAAAUAUAUCAAACAGUGAUUUAUUGAAUAAAGAACGAGAAAAAGCUUAUGUAAAUGUUAACAUCGAAAAAUUAUUAAAACUUUUCAAUGAUGAUAAAGAUAAACAGGAAUUAUUUUUAACAAACAUAUUGAGUAAACUCAAAGAAUUACAAAGUAAUUCAGAUAAAAAACAAUUUACAAAUAAAUUUCAUAUGUAUUUAAACGAGCAAAUUAAUACAGAAUUAAAUCAAACCUCAAAAAUUAUCAUACCCAUUGAACUUGAUAAGGAUUUACAAAAUUCUCUUCAAGAUAUUUUGGAGAAUAACUAUGCGUACAAAGAUAGUAUCAUUAUUUUCGACGAAUUUUCAAUUCUAUUUGAGACGUGCAUUGAUAAAUUUAAAAAUGAGCCAAAAUAUAACGAAUUUUUUGAAAGUUUCAAAAAUAGAUUCAUGUAUUUUUCUUGGAGAUUAUUACAAUAUGAUUCAACAACAAAACAAGAUUCGUUAAAUAAAGCGAUUGAUCGAUUUACUGCUUCAAUCAAAAAAUUUAAACAUACCAUUCAUAAUGAGAACAUUGAACAAGCAUCAAUUAAAUACAAGUAUUUUUAUGAAUUUGAAAAUAUUUUCAGUUUACGUACACAUGAAAAUCAAUUACAAGAAGAAUUAAAUAUUUUACAAGCUGAUCAUCAAGAGAAACACGACAAAAUUGAACAAAUUAUCAAAAUAUGCUUGAAUAGAGUAGAUAAUUGUUUGUCUCGUACUGAUCAGCCAAUAGCAACACUUGGUCAAUCAUUCUAUAAUAAAAUUAAUGAAUUAUUUUCAAAAAAUUCUAUAGAAUUGAAAGAUUUUGAACCCAAAGAAAUCUCUGAAGCUGUGAAUGAAACUACUGACAAUAAGUCAAAACCAGAUGUUGUACAAGAACAAAUAGAAGUUCCCAUUGAAAAACACAACAUAAGUAAUGUUGAAAUACCAUUAGAAGCGAAAUUUGAAAUAUUAAAUAAACUUUCAUGUCAAAUCAUUAACGAAGAGAAAAAAUGGACGAAGCGCAAAGUUUUGAUCGAAAAAUUCGAUGCGAUUAGAGACAACUUGUUUAAUGAAGAUCUACAAUCCAUGUACGAACAAAGACCUGAUAAAUCACAAACAUUUGAUGCAUUUAAAAAUUCAAUUGAAGUGAAAAAUCUCAAAGAAAUUAUUACCCAAACUGAUGCCAGUGAAUGGAAUCAAGAAAUAUAUGAUUUAUCUAUCGAUUUAUUCAUUAUGAAUUUACUCAAACUAUAUGAUUUUGAUCUGAAUACCUUAAAAGGUCAAUUUAAGUCCAUUGAAAAUUUAAUCACUAUAAAAUCAACUGAUGACGUUGAUGAUAUUUUGAGCAAUAUAUGGCAAACAGAAAUCAAAGAAAAAAAAGAUUCGAUGGAUAUAAUCGAUUUUAUUAUGAAAUAUUCUACAGAAAACGUCGAAUCAUUAAACUCAGAAACAAUGUUGAAUAAUCUGAUGACAGAAUUUAUUAAAAAACUCAAUUCUAUUAAGAUGUUAAAAUCGUCAAUUGAUACUCUUUAUUUCUUCGUUGGCUAUGAAAAUUUCAUACAAUUAGUACGUAUAUUACAAUUAAAACUAAUCGGUUUGAAUUCACCGAAAAUAGAUGUCGAUAAAUUAACUCAGGUAUUUUGUUUAUUAUCAAGUGUAAAUAAUCUCAAUCGAUCAUUCAAAUACUUAGAAAGUUUUCAUAUUGAAAAUUGGCUUGUAUAUUUAUAUUUUGACAAGAUUGAAGAUGAUUUAAACAUAUUAUUUCAUCGUUAUUUCGAUGAAUUCAAUGUGAAGGAUUUGAAAAUUAUUGAUUUUAAUCAUUUAGAUGAACUCAUCGAAACUAAAUAUUAUCAAAUAGAAAAUUCAUAUAAAAAUACAUUGAAUGAUAUAUUAGAAACAUUAAAAAUGAUAAAAAUAAAUCCAAAUAUUAAUGUUAAUGAAAAAGAAGCUUUCUUUCAUUUUAUAGCACGUCUAUUCUUUUAUGAAUUAAAGAAAGCUUCGAAUUGUUUGAUUAAUUUAAAUGAUUUACAAACAAUAUUUAUCAAGUAUUUGACCAGCGCAUCAAUUUUAAACAAAUUAAUUCGUUCUUUACAAACUCAAUUAUCGAAAUCAGAUAAUCAAAAUGAUCAAUUAGUCAUUGAAAAUAUCUAUUCAAAAACAUUUAAUAGUUUAUUACCUUAUUUAACAAGAUUUUGGAUAAUUGAACAAUUAGAAUUGAAUAGGAAAGUUUCAGAAAAUGAACAAAUAAAGAUCAUUCAAUAUUUUGAAAUGAUUAAAACUUCAUAUUCAGAAGAGAAAAUGUUUCAAUUAAUUGAUGUCAUUCAAAAAUCAUGUAAAAAUGAAAAAUUGAUACCUCAAAUUAUUAUUGAUUUAUUAAUGAAUAUUUCUAAUAAUGAAUGGUUAUUAAAUAAUGAUAUUCUCGACAUACUCCAAACGACGAAAACUAAUGAAUGGGAAAAAAAAAUUGAAAAUUAUAUGGAAGAAAAACGAUUUAUAAAACGAGAUUUUCAUGAAUUGAUUAAUUUAAUGAAAGAAGAUAAAAAUAAUUUGAAUAAAUCAAUCAAAGAUUAUCUAAAUAGUACAGAUAUUCUAAGUGAUCUACAACUUUUAACUAAUAGAAUAUCUGUCGAAAAUUGGACUAUAGCUGAUAUUCAAGAAUGGGCGGAAAAAACAAGAGGCAAUCGAUUAUUAUUAUCUAAAGAAGCAGUUCAAAAUGCUAUCGUCGUUGUUAGUCAAGCUAUCCAAUUAUUUAAGGGAUUUUAUCCAAGAGAUACGCAAAUACUUGCAUUAUGGCUAUUCUUAAAUCCAGAUUUCAAUCAAACAAAUAUAGGAUGUUUAGCACAAAUUUCGACUGGUGAAGGUAAAUCAAUCAUAGUUGCUGCAUUAGCUGCUAUAAAAGCUUUAGGUCGUCAUCGAAUUGAUGUUAUUACCAGUUCGAGUGUUUUAGCUAUUCGAGAUGCGGCAGAAUUUCAACGAUUUUUUGAUAUGUUUGGAUUACACGUUUCAAAUAAUUGUGAUAGUUUUUGUGAACAAGGUAAUGGAAAAGAAACAGCAGAACAAAUUCGAAAAUCAAGAUAUUAUAAUUCAAAUGGUCCUGUUGAUAUUAUUUAUGGUGAAUGUUCAUGUUUUGAACGUGAUAUUUUAUUAACAGAAUUCAAUAAAAACGAUCCAGAACAAAAUAUCAUCGGUCAACGAAUAUCAAAAAAUAGUAUAUCAAGUGUUAUUAUUGAUGAAGUUGAUAGUAUGUUAUUAGAUAAAGCCAAUAUGGUACUUUAUUUAUCACAUAAUAUUGAUACAUUAAAAUCCUUAGAAAGAAUAUUUAUUUCGAUUUGGCAAACAAUUAAUCAACCAGCAUUUGAUUAUGCACGUAAUGAGAUGAUUAAUGAUGAUUUAAUCAAAGUAGUUUCUGAUAUUAUAUUUGAACAAAUUGAUCAGAAAAAUAUUGAAAUACCAGAAUAUAAUUCAUAUAAUUGUAAUUAUAUUAAUAUACGAUUAUUUAUUAAAAGACGAAUGUUAGUAUGGAUUCGAAGUGCAUUUCAUGUUCGAGAUAUGAUUCCGAAUGAUACAUAUAUUAUAUCAAGAGAUAAAUCAUCAAAAUCGGAAGUUCAAAUUACUGUUAUGGAUAAAGAUACAGGUACAGAACAAUUAUCAACUCGAUGGAGUAAUGGUGUACAUCAAUUUCUACAAUUAAAACACAUGAGAAGAUUUACACCGGAAUCAUUAAAAGCUGUAUUUAUAUCAAAUAUGUCAUUUUUUAAACGUUAUAAGAAACAUAUUAUUGGUUUAACUGGUUCAUUAGGUUCAAUUGAUGAACAAUCUUUAUUAGAUAAAGUUUAUCAACUUCGAUUUUUUGAAUUGCCAAGAUUUAAACUAGAAUUAUUUCGAGAACUAAAAGGUACAAUAACAACAUCUCAAGAUACUUGGCUUGAAAAUAUUAAAAAUGCAUUAGAUAGAGAGAUUAAAUCUAAAUUAGGAAGUAAAGAUAGACGACGAGCUGUUUUGAUUAUUUGUGAAAAUGUAAAAAAUGUUUUAAUUUUGAAAGAAUACCUAACAAGUUCAUAUCCAAAUACUAAAGAUUAUAAAAGUGCUUAUGAAGACUUUAAAAUCGAUCAACUAACUCCUGGUGAUAUUAUUAUUGCAACAAAUCUAGCUGGUCGUGGUACGGAUUUAGAAACAUCAGAUAAACUAGAAGAAAAUGGUGGUUUACAUGUCAUUGCUACUUAUUUACCAACAAAUAUUCGAAUAGAAAUGCAAGCAUUUGGUCGUACAGCUCGAAAAGGUAAUAAAGGUACUGGUGAAUAUAUUAUUAUUAGUCAGUAUGGUCUUUCGAUUGAAACAUUAAAACAAUUAAGAAAUUUUCAGGAAAAAGAACGAUUAGAUUCUUUUCUUAUUAAUGAUUUACCUAAAAUUCAAACCGAAGAAGAUUUAUUACAAGGAUUUACUGAUGAUGAUCAAUUAUCUUGUAUUGGUUUUACAAAAUUAUAUCAAAAUAUUGAAAAGAAACUAUUAAGUGAUGCUAAUAUUCAACGUUAUGGUUAUCAAUACAAACAAUUUCAGUUGAAUAGUUUAAAAAAUCGAUGGGCAUUUUGGUUAGAUUCUAUGACUGAACAUAUUAACAUGAUUAAUAUCAUUGGAAAAAAGAAAAUCGUUGAAAAAUUCAAUGAAUUUCAAUUAAAUAUUGAAAAAGAUAUAGAAGCAGAUCCUUUCCGAAAAUUGAUCAUUGAACCAAGUGAAUUUAUUAAACUAGGAAAAUAUUAUCGAGAUCAAGAAAAUUGGUCGAACGCUAUUUUAUGUUAUAAAGAAGCAAGUCAAGAUAGAUUUUAUUCCUUCAGUAAUUACUAUACAAGUUCAUGUAUUCAGAAUAAAAAUUAUGCAGAUGAUCCGGAAAGUAAAAGCAAAUUUAAACAUAGUUUACUUAAUGUUCAACAAUCAAUUGAAAAAGAAUUACAAUUUCUAAACAAUGCUGCACAAAUUGCAUUUGAAAUUGGUGAAAAAAAUCGUAUAUUAGGUUUGCCUAAUUAUGGAAAUGAAUAUGAUAAACAAGUAAAAGAAAAAUCAACUAUUUGGAAUAUUUUUUCUGGUACAGUUAUUAAUGCUCUUGGUUCACCAAUUGAUCCGAAAGAUUUAACAGGAAACAAAUAUCUAUCUGAUGAAGGAAAAGCAAGAAUAUUAUUCAAUAUAUUAAAAUGUAAAGAAUACAUCAAACCAUCACGAAUUACAAAAAAAGAAAUUAAACCACUUGAUUUACCAUCGAUGUUCAAUAAUGAUGAGACAAAAAAUGCGUUAAGAAAUUAUCUUGUAGAAAAAUCAAAAAGAAGAAAAGAGGAUGAUGAUUUAGAUGAAUUAAAUGAAGAAAUUUUCAAAAAAGAGAUAAAAAAAGAAAAAAUUUUUAUACCUUAUUUCCAAACUUUUGUUGACAAAAUCAAAAAUUAUGGUUUUAUUACUCCAGUUACGAAUACAUCGGAAAAUCAAUUAUAUCUACUUCAAAAUUUUAACGAAGAAAAUUUGAAGAAUAAAAAUUUUCCUAAUGAAAUUUCACGCAUUAAACAAAUCUUAUUCGAUUGGGCAACUGAUGCCGCAAAAGAAAGAACACUUCUUGGUACGAAAACUCAUAUUUUAGAGAAAAUCAAUGACUUUCUCAAAUUAAAAAGCGAAGCCAAUAUUACAACAACUCAUUUGAAUCAGUUCUAUCAAUUUCUAGAAACAAAUUCAUUAUUAGAAAAAGUUAUUCAAUAUACAGUUAGUAGAGAGAAAAUUAUCAAUCCUGUCGAUGGUGAAUAUAAAUAUUUUAAUUUGUAUGAUUUUGAACGUAAUUAUACGAAUGAAUUUGAAAAUUUUGAUUCAGUACUUCGAAAAAGUUUCUUAAGGAUUAUUGUUAUUCAAGAACAUUUAGACAAAGGUGAUUCUUAUAUUACAUUAAAAGAAAUUAUUAAUACAAAUGAUUUUUAUUUGCAUAAAACUGAAGAUGAAGCAAUAAAUUAUUUAUGGAACUAUCUUAAAAGUGUUUCAUUAAUCAAAUCACCACGAAUUAAUAUUGGUUUUUCCAAAAGUGUUCCAUUAACCAAAUCACCACGAAUUGUUAUUGAUUUAAUCGGGCUGGGGAAAGUUGAUGUGAGAACAGAAAUUAAAAAAGAAAUCGAAUCAUUUCUCAAACGUGAAUUACCAGAAGAUAAACAAAACGAAUUAAAUGAAGCAGUAAAUACUGUUUUUAAUAUUAUUGAUCAAACUAUUGGUGAUUUAAAGAAAAUACCUGACGAUAAAACAAUAACAAGUUAUCUGCAAAUCAAGACCAGUUGUUUUCUUGAAAAUAAAAAACGUGUGCCAGAAGCACUCGAAGAAUUUAUUGAUUUAGCUUUUGAUGUUAUAUUCCGUUUAGAAGAAAAGAAAGAACCACCACAAUGGUAUGAAAUUGCUGCUGUUAUUGCACUAGGUAUUAUUCAAGUUGCAGCUGGUGUGUUAGCUAAAGCAUUUAUGCCUGUAUAUGGACAAUUGAUUGGUGAAUUUUUAAUCAGUACUGGAUGUGAUGAUAUUCUGUUUGGUAUAAAUUGUGCCAUAUCUGAUGAAUUUAAUUGGGAAAAAUAUUGGCAACAUAAAAAACAAAGUAUGAUAACAAGUGCAAUAACUGCUGUUGUUUUUGUUUCUGUAUCAUAUUUAAAAAAUGCGGAAAGAUUAAAAAGUGUUAAAGAAGCACGGGCUUUUCAACAAUUAACAGGGGCACAAAAAUUACAUAAUGCUGCUACUGCAUUGAAAACAACAGCAAAUAUUGGAAAAUAUGUUGGAAAAGAAAUAGCGAAAACAUUGAUUCAAACUGGUUUAGCUGAAUUAGCAUCCAGGGGUGUUGAUAAGAUGCUUGAUGUUUUAUCAAAUACUUAUGAAAGUGAACUACGUGAAAAAAUUACUAAUUCACUCAAAAAUCAAUGGAAUAUAAUUGAAACUGAAAUGUUAGAAAUCUUUCGUGUUACCGAAGGAAAAGAUUCAAUGAAAAUCAUUGAUGAUUGUAUUAAUCGGAAAUUACAAAACUUAUCAGAAGAUGGUACAUUGAAAAAUUUGACACGUCGAUGUACUCCUGUAAUUCAAGGCUUAGGAAAAGCAUUAGCUGAUGUUAAAGGUACAAAAGGUACAAUAAUAAGUUUCCUUAUGACACGUGCUCCAAAAUUAAUUGGUUUAGGUGUUAGUAUCAAAGAUAUAGUUUUUAUAAUCAGUAGUUUUGUCAAAAGUUUAGUAAAUGAUUUGAAAGAUGCGCAAAAAGCUUGGGACAAAACAAAUAAACAAUAUGAAUUAACAGACGCUCAAAAAAAUGAUUUUCAAAAAUUUCAAAAAGAUAAACGUGAUCAAGUAUCCAAUUGUUUAACAGAAAACUUUAAUCAAAAGCUUAAACAUGGAAUUCUUGCACCAGUACUUAACCAUGCUUCGAAUAUGAUGAUUAGUAAAGGUAUUGAAUUUAUUGCCGGUACAGAUCGUAUUGAACAAUUAGCUGAUACAUUUGAAUUAAUCCAUGCAGCAACUAAUCCAGGUCAAAGUAAAGUACAAUACGAAGAUGCUUUAGCUAUUUUUAUAGCUGAAGCAAGACCUAUCGAUAUGAAACUCGUAGAUAAAGAUCGUUGUCCAGUAAAUGGUGAUGGUAAAAAUCUACAGAAACUUUAUGAAUUACAUGGUGAUUCAAUAAAAAUAUUUAUUGAUAAAAAUGGAGAAUAUUAUGUACGAAAACCAUCUUCGAAAGAAUAUUAUCAAAGUAUUCGAGGUGAUAAACCAGCUGGUUUACAUGAACAAUCAGUAAUACCAGGCAUAUUAGGUGUCAUUAUAAAGCAUGGUGAAGUAGUGAAUAAUGAACAACAAUGUACUCUAGAACGAGAAGAUGGUUCAAAAAUAGAAUUUGUUAUUAAACAUAAUUUUGAUGGUACAAAACAUGCAGAAUUAAUAGUCGAUGGUAAAUCAGUUAGCAUUAAUACGAGUAAUCAGAAUAAAAACGAUUGUUAUUAUAAUGUCGUAUUGGUUGCUAAUGAAAUGUCUAAACAUAAAUCAUUUGAUGAAGCAAAGAAAAUACUUGAUAAUAGUGAUGCUGUCAAAGUUCUACGAAAAGAUGUUUCCUUAUCAAUAAAAAAUAAUAAAAAAUUAUUGAAUGAAUUUCGAUGGACAAAUGGAACUGAUAUUCAAGUUCAUUAUAACAAUUUAGUUGGUUUAUCUAGAGGUAGAGACGAUUUGGAGCGUCUACUCGCUUCAGUCGAAAAUAUGGUUGGGAAUGAAGUUAACGAUAUCGAAAAAAUGAAAAAUAUGAUUAACGAUUAUAUUAAGCGUCGUGUCAAUGAGGAUGCCAAAAGCAAAAAAGAAGACAAAUCUGGACAAGGCUCUAGACGAGGGGAACACAUCUUUGAUGCUGGUCUUAAAAAUAUUGGUGAAGACAUUGAGGAGAAAUUUUUAAAAAAAGUUGGUAUGUCGAGCACCAAAGAGCUAUCUGAAGACUUACGAAAAGUUUUAAACACAUUCAAUGUUACACUCAAACCAGAUAUUUCUGAAAUGACAGCUUUUAACGUCCCACAAUACGGCAAUGAAAAUGCUUUCAAAUUUGGAAGAUCAAAAGAAUUACUUAUAGAAUUUAGCGUGCGCUAUAUGAAGAAUCUUUACGACCAGAAUGAUGAACCACAAGCUAAUGAUACCACCGCGAACGAAGCUGUAAAGCUAAAUAGAGAACUAUCACCAUCAAAUGAUACAUAA
Adineta steineri is the source of this 18018-nucleotide messenger RNA. The record is from the annotation of a GenBank genome assembly. NCBI's taxonomy places the organism in Eukaryota, Metazoa, Rotifera, Eurotatoria, Adinetida, Adinetidae.